This is a messenger RNA of Phodopus roborovskii (desert hamster), 7890 nucleotides long. RefSeq names its product PHD finger protein 3 (gene Phf3). NCBI's taxonomy places the organism in Eukaryota, Metazoa, Chordata, Mammalia, Rodentia, Cricetidae. The transcript is spliced from 16 exons. Gene Ontology annotation, biological process: DNA-templated transcription. The record is from RefSeq and is a predicted model, not a curated record. Bases 368 to 6397 code for a protein of 2009 amino acids. Gene Ontology annotation, cellular component: nucleus.
ACAGUAGCGUCACGUGACGCGGCCCCGCUCCUGCUCCCGCGCCGCACGCCGCACGCCGCACGCCGAUGGCCGCGGGCUCUCGCGGCGCCGCACAGGCUCCACAAGGCGAGCGACCCCCGGGCCCAGGGAGGCAGCGGCUGCAGCGCGGCCGGCGAGGGCGCCACGCAGGCCAGCCGUAGUGUCGUCACCGCGGCGGCGCGGGCUCCGGAGCAGCCCCGAGCCCAGGCAGCGACGCCGACGCCCUGCGCGCACCCCCUCCCUCCCUCCGCGGCCCCCUCCGCCGCCGCCCCGCGGCCUCCAUCUUCCUCUGGCUGCCGGCGGCAGCGCUCGUCUGCGGAGCGGGGUUGAAAGACACACAGAAGUCUUCAUGGAUAUAGUUGAUACAUUUAAUCAUUUAAUUCCUACUGAACACUUAGAUGAUGCCCUAUUUCUAGGAUCCAACCUGGAGAAUGAAGUCUGUGAGGAUUUUAGUACAAGUCAAAAUGUCUUAGAGGACUCGCUGAAGAACAUGCUCAGCGAUAAGGAUCCUAUGCUAGGAUCUGCAAGUAACCAGUUCUGUUUGCCUGUUUUGGAUAGCAAUGAUCCCAAUUUCCAGAUGCCUUGUUCAACAGUUGUUGGUCUUGACGAUAUUAUGGAUGAAGGAGUUGUUAAAGAAAGUGGUAAUGAUACCAUUGAUGAAGAAGAAUUGAUUUUACCUAACAGGAGUUUGAGGGACAGAGUAGAAGACAAUUCAGUGAGAUCACCAAGAAAGUCACCUCGUUUAAUGGCACAAGAACAAGUAAGAAGUUUGCGACAAAGCACUAUUGCCAAGCGUUCAAAUGCAGCACCUCUAAGCACAAAAAAGCCACCGGGGAAGACUGUAUCUACCCCUAAAGUAGGGGUGAAACCAUCUGAAAGAUGCCAGAGUAAAGAAGAACUUUAUACAGCACUGAAAUCCGAAUACGCUAAAGAGAGCAGAAGGGGUGGCCGACAUGCUGAGCCAAUCGACGUGGUGCCAGAGGUCUCAGCAUCUUGUGUCGACUCUUCAGCGUCACCCUGUGUGGAAAUGAAGGAUGAAACUGAAUUAGAUUCCAAGCAUGCAUGUAAUAGCCAGGGUGAAGUAAAUGUGCCGUCUCAUGAGUUAAAUUGUCCUCUUCUCUCAGAGACUUGUGCUAGUGUGGGAGAACAGAAAGGUGAAGCUCUGAAGGAAUGUGGAGCUAAGAGUGAUAGUAGCCCAUUGUUUAAGUUUUCAGAUAACGACGAUGAGCAGAAUGGUCUUGUUUCAGGGGGAGUGGACGACACUAUGGAAGAAAGGAAUGCAGUGGGAAAACUUGAACAGGAAGCAGAGGAGGUGCACUUACCCUGUGAAGGUGAGCAGGUGACUGAGGAACUUGGAUCUUCUGAUGCGUUUAGUGACUCUGCUUGUACAGAUAAAAAUAAGACAAAGAGUGAAGCCUCUGGGUGUCAUCUGGGAUCGAAGAGUACUGUAGAUAUUGUGGACAAAGCUGAGAACUCUCUUCAAAGAAAUCAAAUGGGAACAUCGGGGUAUUGUGAGGACAUGGAGUCUAACGAUGUUCAGUUACAGGGCACGGAGUUUCCUAAAUCAGAUUUGGAGGAGGUUGAUACUUGUGCUUUUGAACCAGAAAUUACUACUUUAGAAAAUACUAUUUGUGAUGUUCCUGACCAAAAUUCAAAGCAGUUGAAUAUUACUCAAAGUAUUAAAAUGGAUUCUCAUGAAACAGCUGAUCUUCAGGAUGACAGAAGCAGCUUAGAGCCCAAAAACAUAAAAUCUAAACACAUAAAAUCUGUAACUCAUGCUAAACAAAGCAUGACCACAGAGACUCCAAGAAAACCUGUUGCUGUGAAGCAUGAAGUAGUUCACAGCAAAACCAAAUCUAAUGUCAAGACUGUGAAGCGAAAUCCCGAUGAACUAGAACCCCAGCACGAUUUUCAGAGGCCAGUCAAAGUGAGAAAAGGACAGCUUGAUAAGGAUCUGAAGAAUCUGAGUUGUAAUUCUGGGGUCAAGUCUAUGAAGAGCCAAGCUCAUUCUGUAUUGAAGAAAACCUCACAGGAUCAAAAUGUGAUGCAAGUUUCCAAACUUUCGACCCAUUCUCUUAGUGAUAAGCUUCAUGGUCACUCUGGCUGCCCUAAGGAUUCUCAUUCUGCUGCACAGACUGGACACUCACUGCACUCCAGCCAGAAACCGAGCCAUAAGCCUCAGCAGCAGGCAUCAGUGGCGAAGGUCACCAGCCAUGGGAGGGAUGAGCAUGAGCAUCCAGGCAGUGAGCAUCUUAAGGAGGAGGACAGACUGAAACUAAAAAAACCCGAGAAGAACCUCCAGCCUCGCCAACGGAGAACCAGCAGAGGCUUUUCUCUGGAUGAGCCUCCGUUGUUCAUCCCAGACAACAUAGCGACUGUGAAAAGAGAAGGGUCAGAUCAGACCGCCUCAGUUGAAAGCAAACAUAUGUGGACUCCCAGCAAGCAAUGUGGGUUUUGUAAAAAACCACAUGGCAACAGGUUUAUGGUUGGCUGUGGGAGAUGUGAUGACUGGUUUCAUGGUGACUGUGUUGGGUUAAGCCUUUCCCAAGCACAGCAAAUGGGAGAGGAAGACAAAGAAUACGUCUGUGUAAGAUGCUGUGCUGAAGAAGACAAAAAGACUGACAUAUCAGACACAGAUAUUUUGGAAGAUCCAACUACAGUUGAAGCCCACAGCGAAGAGAAAACAAUGGAGUGUGAAAAGCUUGGGUCAUCGAAGCACAUGGUAGCCAACGAUAAAAACAAAUACGUGGAUGAUACUGCAAAGCACAAGGUCAAGAUUUUAAAACGGGAGUCUGGUGAAGGAAAACCUUCAUCUGACAGUAGAGAUAAUGAAAUUAAAAAAUGGCAGCUAGCUCCUCUUCGGAAGUUGGGACAACCAGUUUUACCUCGGAGAUCAUCAGAAGAAAAAAGUGAAAAAAUACACAAAGAAUCUACAACUGUUACUUGCACAGUAGAAAAACCAUCAAAAUCAGGCACUCAUGAGAAGCAAGAGACGAAAAGGAAGAAAGUUGAAAAAGGAGGACCUUAUGUGCACCCCCCUGCUGCUUCCAAACCUUCUGCCGAUCAAAUCAGACAGAGCGUCCGGCAUUCUCUUAAAGACAUUCUGAUGAGAAGACUUACAGACUCAAAUUUGAAGGUCCCAGAGGAAAAGGCAGCAAAGGUCGCCACAAAAAUUGAAAAAGAGCUUUUCUCUUUCUUUCGAGACACGGACUCUAAGUAUAAGAAUAAAUAUAGAAGCUUGAUGUUUAAUCUGAAGGACCCUAAAAACAAUAUACUGUUUAAAAAAGUACUUAAAGGAGAAGUAACCCCUGAUCAUCUUAUAAGAAUGAGUCCAGAAGAACUAGCGUCUAAAGAGUUAGCUGCGUGGAGACGAAGGGAAAACAGACACACAAUAGAGAUGAUUGAGAAAGAACAAAGAGAAGUGGAAAGACGACCAAUCACAAAAAUAACUCACAAAGGCGAGAUCGAGAUAGAGAGUGACGCCCCAAUGAAAGAGCAGGAGGCAGCCAUGGAGACACAGGAACCUUCAGCCAAUAAGUCAUUGGAAAAGACCGAAGGCUCUGAAAAAAAAAAAGAAGAGGUUGACUCCACAUCUAAAGAUACUACUAGUCAACACAGGCAGCAUCUUUUUGAUCUGAACUGCAAAAUAUGCAUAGGUCGAAUGGCACCACCUGCAGAUGAUCUUUCUCCAAAAAACGUGAAAGUUGUUGUGGGAGGGGCUCGCAAACAUUCAGACAACGAAGCAGAAAGCAUAGCAGAUGCAUUGUCUUCAACCACAAACAUUCUGGCUUCUGAAUUCUUUGAGGAGGAGAAACAAGAGUCUCCCAAAUCAACAUUCUCUCCUGCGCCACGUCCAGAGAUGCCUGGAACUGUUGAAGUUGAGUCUACCUUCCUGGCUCGAUUGAACUUCAUCUGGAAAGGUUUUAUCAAUAUGCCAUCUGUUGCAAAGUUUGUUACCAAAGCCUACCCUGUAUCUGGGUCCCCCGAGUACUUGACAGAGGAUCUACCAGAUAGUAUUCAAGUAGGUGGCAGGAUAUCGCCCCAGACAGUUUGGGAUUACGUGGAAAAAAUAAAAGCAUCAGGAACCAAGGAAAUCUGUGUGGUUCGCUUCACACCGGUAACUGAAGAAGAUCAAAUUUCUUACACUUUGCUGUUUGCAUACUUCAGUAGUAGAAAGCGUUACGGCGUAGCUGCUAACAACAUGAAGCAGGUUAAAGAUAUGUACCUUAUUCCUUUGGGUGCUGCAGAUAAAAUUCCACACCCUCUUGUGCCUUUUGAUGGACCUGGACUUGAGCUGCACAGACCUAAUCUGUUGUUGGGCCUCAUUAUUCGUCAGAAGUUGAAGCGGCCUCAUAGUGCUAGCGCCGGUCCUAGUCACACUGACACUCCAGACGCUGUCCCAGUAGCCCUGCCACCUGACAAAAAAGGGAAGAUGGAGUCCUCUAUGGAGGACACCGCCGAGGAAGAGAGUGACUUUUUCAAUUCCUUCACAACUGUGUUGCACAAGCAGAGAAACAAGCCCCUGCAGUCUCUUCAGGAAGACCUGCUCACAACAGCCGAACCUCUGAUGGAAGUCAGUAGACAGGAGCCACCAAAACCCUUACGGUUCCUUCCUGGGGUCCUAAUAGGCUGGGAAAAUCAACCUUCCACUCUGGAAUUAGCAAAUAAGCCUCUUCCUGUGGAUGAUAUACUCCAAAGUCUUUUGGGCACUACUGGUCAGGUGUAUGAGCAGGCUCAGCCCGUUGGAGAACAGAGCACUCUUAAAGAAAUUCCUUUUAUAAGUGAUCAGACCAGCCCAAAAGUAGAGCAAACAGAUAAAGUGGAGGUAACUGAGGUUGAAGCCAAGGAGAUAAAAGGUAAAGUCGAUAAUGUCUCAGAAUCUACAGGUAAAAAUUCAGGAGGAGAAGAAACGUCAUUGGUGGGAUCCCCAUCCGUUCCUCCAGGGCCUUUGACGAGUCUUAGUCUGAGAGGGAAACCACCAGAUGUUUCUACAGAAGCUUUCUUGACAAAUUUAUCAAUCCCAUCAAAACAAGAGGAAACUCUGGAAAACAAGGAGAGAACAUUAAAAAGGCAGCUGCUCCAAGAGCAAGAGGGAACUUCGCCAGAAAAUCGGACUUCCACUCAUUCUCCAUGCAGGCCUGGUACAGGAAAGGGGAACAUAGAUGGGAGUGUGGGUUGCAGUGAACAUCUUGUGGCCAACACAAGAUCUCCACAAUUUAUCAAUCUGAAAAGGGAUCCUAGGCAAGCUGCAGGACGGAGUCAGCAGACAACCUCAGAAAGCAAAGAAGCAGAGAGCUGCCGAAAUGGAGAGAAGCAUGCUCUGCCUGGCCCGUCACACAGCAAAGAGCCCUUAGCAGAGCCAGUCAGUGGGGAGGGGAAGCCGCCUUCUAUAGAGAAGAACUCGGGUGCAGAGCAGAGUGAUGGUUCCGAGACUCUGCAAAACACAUCCUCCGUAGAAAACUUAAAUUCUUCACAGACGGAACAAGCCAGCCCUUUACAGGAGGAUAUUUUAACACAAAAUAUUGAAACUGUCCACCCGUUUAGAAGAGGGUCGGCUACAGCAUCAUCUCACUUUGAAGCUGGAAGUACAUGCCAGUCAGAAUUUCCUUCUAAGAGCAUCAACUUUACUUCUAGGAGUACCAGCCCCAGAGCAAGUGCAAGCUUUUCACCUAUGAGGCCACAGCAGCCCAGCCUCCAGCAUCUCAAGUCUAGCCCUCCUGGAUUCCCAUUUCCUGGACCUCCAAACUUCCCUCCCCAAAAUGUGUUUGGAUUUCCACCACAUUUGCCACCUCCUUUACUCCCCCCGCCAGGCUUUGGUGGCUUUCCUCAAAAUCCCAUGGUUCCUUGGCCACCUGCUCAUCUCCCAGGCCAACCACAACGUAUGGCAGGGCCCCUUUCACAAGCGUCUUCAAGGUAUAUGGGCCCGCAAAAUUUUUAUCAGGUCAAAGACAUUCGGAGACCAGAAAGGCGCCAUAGUGACCCUUGGGGUAGGCAAGACCAACAGCAGCUAGACAGGCCAUUUAAUAGGGUUAAAGGGGACCGGCAGAGAUUUUACAGUGAUUCGCAUCACUUACAAAGGGAGCGCCAUGACAAGGAAUGGGAGCAAGAAUCUGAAAGGCACAGACACAGAGACAGAAGCCAAGACAGAGACAGGAAAAGCAAAGAGGAAGGACACAAAGAUAAGGAGAGGGCACGGAUGUCACACAGUGACCGAGCAGCAGAUGGGAGAGCAGGCAGGGAGGGCAAGAAUGCAGACAAGAAGCCGGACCAUGGAAAGGAGAAGGAACGAGAGAAGAGUAAACACAGGGAAGGGGACAAGGACAGAGAGAGGUACCACAAAGACAGGGACCACACUGACAGAGCAAAAAGCAAAAGGUGAAAUUUGCAGGCCGCUUCAGUGUCGCCUUUAAAGAACUGUUACAUGUUGUGUACCUUUAUAAGAUUGCCUGCUAGGACUGUGCCACCUUUUAAAUCUUCCCUGCUGGUGGCUUGCAGAGCAGGAAGCUGCUGGAGCAGAGUGCCCUGUCUGCACCAGCGCCCACCAUCCCUUCAUACACACUGUCCUACUUACAGGAAUUUAAUAUUUUUAAAAGUUUUACAAUGCUGUAUAUUCAAAGAUUGUUUUAUUAAUAUGCAAUAAAGGCUUAGAAAUUUAGUUUUAUUCCUUAAUUAGUAAAUAUGGUUAACUAUGGAAUAUAUUUACUGCCUCUAGUGAAUGUCCUUUAUAUAAUGACUGAUUUGAAAGUAAUCUGUGCUCUGUACAUUUGUUUUCAAUUGCACUGUUUUUAAAGAAAAUGUAGAGGAGCAACAAAAAAGUCAAGCGAGCUCAUAAUCAGACCAUACUAGUCACCUAGUAGGGCGGUUUCUGCCCGUGAGUCAGAAGUCCAAGAAGUCCAUUUAUCGCUUUAAUCUGCACACAUUAAGGGCAUUCUUACCAUGUACUGCAGUUUGGGGUAGGCCGUAUCCCUUUCCUUCCUUGCUCUUCAGAAACUUGAAUACUUAAGCUUGUACAUGAUCUUGUGUUUUGCUAUCCUUUUUACUGUAAAAUGUAAAUAUUUUAAGGGAUAUUUUGAUUCUAAAUAUGAUAAAAGAAUUUCUCACCUACUUUGUGUGUGUGAUUUGAAAUUCAGUAGUAAAAGAGGUUCUUCAAAGCUUCUUUUCCUUGAGACAUUAUUCUUUUACUCAGCAAGAGUAUGUAGACAUUACCUAAGAGAGGAACGGCUGUUUUUCAAUCUUAGAUGCGCCACUUCUAAAGAGGCUAGUGUUUAGAACUGCCAGCAGGGAGCUUCAUGGUUACCUACUUAGUUGCUCUUACGACUCUGAACACUUAUAUAUGAUUAAACUUUGUUAUACGGACUCAGUAAUCAUUGUGAAACUGCAGAACUUUUAAGUGAAAUGUAUUUUGAAUUUUUUUGUAAAAUGAUUUGUUUGUAGGGCAACUGUAAAACUGAAUAUGCCAGUUUGACUUGAAAUAGGAAAUACAGGAGACUGUUGUUCUUUCAGAUAUAAACUUUACCUACACCCUGAAAUACAUCCUCUGCUGAUGUUUAAAACAUAAAGCGGUAGCUGCCAGAUGAUGGUAACACUUGAGACCCAAUCAAGAGCGAUCAGUGUUCUUACCUUCUUGUGCCCAUGAAGAAGAAUGCCAGUAACUCCACAAAAUUAAGAAAAUUGUUCCUAAUGGAGCGUUACCAGGUUUUUGAAACUGAAUCAACCUUGCUGUUCUCACUAGAGAAAAUAGCAGUCAAACGUUUUUGUCUGAAUUGCAAGGAUUACAAUAUACUUCUUUCAUCUUUGCUUCUGAAGUCUUAUCAUCAUUAUGAAAGUUCUAAAAUGAAGGGUUUCCAUUUAAAUAAAGUAUUUUUAACUUUG